UUCUGGCCCUGAGACACUAAAGUGAGGGUUUCCUUGGUGUGGGCUAAUGGCUCCCCUACUGGUUUACCCCUGUCCCAGACAGCUGAUAUUGGGGGUGUAGGAUGAGGGGAGUAGCCUCUGUGCUUGAUGCUACUACCCUCCGGGCUCUAAGGCAUCUGAUCCUCAAGGCUCCAUUUUGCAGCUGAAUGCCACCGUGGAGUCUCUUGAAAGAACUGAUCAGUCUUUUGCCCUUGACUCCUUGGGUGACCUUGGAGGUACCAUUGCCCCCUUUCAUCCUGUCCUCCUUUGACCAGUGGGUUUAACUUUGAAGCCAGAAGGCAAGCUCUUGUACCUGUUGUGGUGGAGCUGGAGGGCUGGGCCCAAGCUUGGCAUGUGUCUGCAGCCCCCCACGCCCCCCACCCCGUGCCUUUUCCAGUUGGAGAGCAAGCUGGGGUGCUAACUGGAUCCCCUGGCUGUCCAAAGGCUGUGGUGGGACAAGAUCCUCUAUUUUGUAAAUGACAGGACUAGUUCCCAGAGGACAAAUGGCUCUCCUUGGGCUGUACAGCUAGAUCUUGCUGGCCUCCUAUUGAACCUAAUCUGCAGACUUGGUGCCUCUUCCUCCACAGCCGGCUGCUGCACCCUCUCUUCCUCUUAUACACACAGACGCACACACGCGCACACACACAGAUGCACACACAGACGCACAGGACUGCGUAUACGACCUGCGUGUGGCUGAGAUGGUGCCUUUGUGCGUAUGUGGAAUGCUUGUGUGUUGGCGGGUGUGAAGGAGGCUGGGCUGAGCGGCUGCCCUGGCACAGUGUGCUGGGCGUGGGCCUCCCUCACAUGUAUGGAAGAGGAAGGGGAGGAGGAGAGAUGAAGGGAGCCUGGUGGGAGGGAAGGCAAACUCCGGGGAGGGGCUCUGUUGGACCUUAGCUGGGUCAUCCUCUAUGUGGGAUGUGAACUCUCUGGGGCUGGCUGCAGGUUCCCUCUGGGGUAAUUCCCUCAUCUUUAGGCUCCAUAAGGGAGCUUGUCCUUAGUUCUUGGGAAAUCAGAUAGACCCUUCUUCAGCUGCUGUGUGUCUGAUUUCUUUGCUGGGGAUCUAACAGCCCCCACACUGUUCAUUCUUCACCCCUGGGACUGGGCUGGGCAGGCAAAGCUGAACUUCCUGAGUCAUCUCACUGUUCCCUUUCUUCCUCUUCUUCCUCUUCUUCUUCUUCCUCUUCUUCUUCUUCUUCUUCUUCUUCUUCUUCUUCUUCUUCUUCUUCUUCUUCUUCUUCUUCUUCUUCUUCUUCUCUUCUUCCUCUUCCUCCUCCUCCUCCUGCCUCUUCUUCCAGGUGUCCCAGCUCCCACCUCACCUCCUCUGGUCGCUAGAGUGACCUCCCUAGCCCUUAUAACCAUCAGGUCCUGUGUCUUUCUUGACUGCCUCUCCCUGUUCCCAAAUGCACUGGACCCACCACUAGAUGUCAAGGAAAUGUGGAACCUUAUUUAACACCUCUGAGCCUGUUUCCUCAAUAUCUGCCUUCGGUUGUGAGGAAACAGAGAGUGCAGGAACUCAGUAGACAAUCUGUGCUGGCUGCUAUUGUUAUUAUUGUUAUGAUGAUGAUGAUGAUAACGACGACAACGAUGACAGUGUAGGAAUGGGAGUUCAAAUCUCCCUUGGCCGUGAUUGCUUAUGAAAUGUCCAAGUAGCUGGAUAUGGUGGAGCAUACCUGCAGCCCCAGCCUUCUAGGGGCAGAGGCAGGCAGAUCAAGGUCUGUGACUUUGAGGUCAGCCUGGUCUACACAGUAAGUCCUUCUCUCAAAAACAAAAACAAAAAAAGGAAGAAAGAAGAAAGAAAAGAGAUGAGCAAGUGGGGCUGCAGAUAGCUCCACUAGUGGGUAGCUAGCGGUACCCGUGCAUGACACGUCUUUCGUGUGCAUGGCCUUGGGUACAACCUUCAGUAACCAAAAAGCAGGGGUGGGAAGUGACAGGCCUGAGUGGGCAAACAACUAGACACUUGUCCCCGCUGCCCACCUUCCACUCCUCAUGCUACCCCUUGCUCUCCUGAGCUCCGUCUCUGGGCCUUUGCCUUAUUUCAGCCACACACCACAGCUCUUCAAAGUGGCUUCCUCCUUGCCCUCAUCUGCGUCAUCAUCUGGGUGAGACCCGUGAUCAGCCAGCAAGCACCAGUCCUCUCCAGUAUUCUCUCUCAGUCUUCCUUCACCAUCACCACCAUCACCACCGUAUCUUCUUUCUAGCAGUUCCCCCCCCCUCACGUGUUUCUGUUUUUCCCCAAACUAGAUGAUCCAUUCUGAGAUGGGGACCGUGUGUGUUCAUUCACUUCUAUAAUCUCAGCCCUGAGCUGAUUACAGUGUUUGGCUGAGGAAGCAUUCAGUAAACGUUAAGAUGACUGAGAACUCAGGAAUGACUGGCACAGAGGGCCCUGACAUUUUCCUGGAUGAAGUUCCUCCAGCCACGGUGUCUCCAGCCACUGCCCACCUGUAUCCAGUUGGGUUCGGCAUGGCGAACUUCACACCUGUCAAUGGCAGCUCAGCCAAUCAGUCUGUGCGUCUGGUCACCACAGCCCACAACCACCUAGAGACAGUGGAGAUGGUGUUCAUUGCUACAGUGACUGGCUCCCUGAGCCUGGUGACUGUUGUGGGUAACAUCCUGGUAAUGCUGUCCAUCAAGGUCAACAGGCAGUUGCAGACGGUCAACAACUACUUCCUGUUCAGCCUGGCAUGUGCGGAUCUCAUCAUAGGGGCGUUCUCUAUGAACCUCUACACCUUAUACAUCAUCAAGGGCUACUGGCCCCUGGGUGCUGUGGUCUGUGACCUGUGGCUGGCCCUGGACUAUGUGGUGAGCAAUGCCUCUGUCAUGAACCUUCUCAUCAUCAGUUUUGACCGCUACUUCUGCGUCACCAAACCCCUCACUUAUCCCGCCCGCCGUACUACUAAGAUGGCAGGCCUCAUGAUUGCAGCUGCCUGGGUCUUGUCCUUUGUCCUCUGGGCCCCUGCCAUCUUGUUCUGGCAGUUUGUGGUGGGCAAGAGGACAGUGCCUGAUAACCAGUGCUUCAUCCAGUUCUUGUCUAAUCCGGCAGUGACCUUUGGCACAGCCAUUGCUGCCUUCUACCUGCCUGUGGUCAUCAUGACCGUGCUGUAUAUUCACAUCUCACUGGCCAGCCGCAGCCGUGUUCACAAGCAUCGCCCUGAGGGCCCCAAGGAGAAGAAGGCCAAGACUCUGGCUUUCCUCAAGAGCCCUCUGAUGAAGCCGAGCAUUAAGAAACCUCCACCAGGGGGCGCUUCUCGAGAGGAACUGCGCAACGGGAAGCUAGAAGAGGCUCCUCCGCCAGCCCUGCCCCCGCCUCCACGCCCAGUGCCUGACAAGGACACUUCCAAUGAGUCCAGCUCAGGAAGUGCCACCCAGAACACCAAGGAACGGCCACCCACAGAGCUGUCCACCACAGAGGCCACCACACCAGCGCUGCCUGCCCCUACACUGCAGCCACGAACCCUCAACCCAGCCUCCAAAUGGUCCAAGAUUCAAAUUGUAACAAAGCAGACAGGCAAUGAAUGUGUGACGGCCAUUGAGAUUGUACCUGCCACGCCAGCUGGUAUGCGCCCAGCAGCCAAUGUGGCCCGAAAGUUUGCCAGCAUCGCUCGCAACCAGGUGCGCAAGAAGCGGCAGAUGGCGGCCCGGGAGCGCAAAGUGACUCGGACAAUCUUUGCUAUUCUGCUGGCCUUCAUCCUCACCUGGACACCCUACAAUGUCAUGGUCCUGGUGAACACCUUCUGCCAGAGCUGUAUCCCCGACAGAGUGUGGUCCAUCGGCUACUGGCUCUGCUACGUCAACAGCACCAUCAACCCUGCCUGCUACGCACUCUGCAAUGCCACUUUCAAAAAGACCUUCCGGCACCUUUUGCUGUGCCAGUAUCGGAACAUUGGCACAGCCAGGUAGACGGGCAGGUACCUUAGGAGGUGCUGGUGUCAUGAGUGUGUACCGGGGAACCACAUGGCUCACCGGCUGUGGAGGAGAGAGGAGGCGGCCCCACUCUGAGUUCGCAUCUGCUGAAGAGAACAGGUCCCCCAGACACCAGGAGGUACAGAGGCUCUUCGCUGGGAUGGGAGAGCAGAUCUCUACUGAAGCCUAGGAGGCUCAGCCCAGGGAAGGUCUGAACUGGCACCGCCUGGCCCCAUUCUUUUACCUUGCCUCAGGAAGAUGGGGGACAAUGGCUGGCGUGGACAGCGGCUCUAUCAAGGCCAACCGUCAGCAGAGGUGAUGAAUAAAGCCAAGCCCAGGAGCAUCUUGAGAGGAGCAAAAGGAGCCAGGCUUGCAAGGGUGGGGUCCCGCCCCCGUUGUGCUGUAAUCGGUGCUUUCCGCCUUCCUGCGCCCUCCUCCCUAUGCAUGUAGGCUCAGCCCUUCCCCUGCCCCCUAGUCCCACUCCAGGGUGAAGGACUUCCCUGCCAUUGUUGCUCAGCCAGGCUCUGGGUGGGAAGUCAAGCCCUUUGGCACUCCCCUGGCCACCAGUCAUCUGGAUGGGGCAACUGGGAGGUCAUGCUAAGCUGGGAUACAGGCUCCAGGGGACUGAGUCAAUUAGUGGUGGA
This is a messenger RNA of Mastomys coucha (southern multimammate mouse), 4562 nucleotides long. It is a transcript of the gene Chrm4, whose product is annotated as cholinergic receptor muscarinic 4. Gene Ontology annotation, biological process: G protein-coupled receptor signaling pathway, coupled to cyclic nucleotide second messenger; regulation of locomotion; adenylate cyclase-inhibiting G protein-coupled acetylcholine receptor signaling pathway. The transcript has 2 exons. Gene Ontology annotation, cellular component: synapse; dendrite; plasma membrane. Bases 2365 to 3915 code for a protein of 516 amino acids. The record is from RefSeq and is a predicted model, not a curated record. Gene Ontology annotation, molecular function: G protein-coupled acetylcholine receptor activity; G protein-coupled serotonin receptor activity. Lineage: Eukaryota; Metazoa; Chordata; Mammalia; Rodentia; Muridae.